Messenger RNA from Tarenaya hassleriana, 2042 nucleotides. RefSeq names its product IRK-interacting protein. NCBI's taxonomy places the organism in Eukaryota, Viridiplantae, Streptophyta, Magnoliopsida, Brassicales, Cleomaceae. The transcript has a single exon. Bases 167 to 1693 code for a protein of 508 amino acids. The record is from RefSeq and is a predicted model, not a curated record. Gene Ontology annotation, biological process: negative gravitropism; response to red or far red light.
CCAUACCGCAUUCCUUCCUUCAAAGGCAUCCGAAGAACCAUUGCAAAACCUCCCGAAAGUUUCGCUCUUUGCCACUCUUGGAAAAUUCUCAGUUCUAUCCCAGAAAUCAACUGGAUUUCGUUGAAAAGGGUAAAUUUUGCUUUGAUUCAUUCGAUUUCGUUGCGCGAUGCGAGAAAUGGAAAAGUCUGCGAUCAAUACAGCAACAGCUACGCGUCCCCCGCAAUUCUCCGGGAUGUUUCAGAAACUGGCAAUGGCCGUGAAGACGAAGACCUUCGAGCUCUUCUCCGAGGAAGACAACGACGGCGGGGCCGACGCCGAAGGCUUCGCGCUCUUGGAUUCCGCCGAGGAUUUCAUCACCGAUCAGAAAGUCGUCGUCAUCAAACCCGAUAAGCCUCUCAGUGCCAAAACCCCCACUCCUGGGUCUCCGUCGGACGAUGCCCCGACAGGGAAUUUGAACGUGGAGCGGAGACCUGAUCGAUCGGAGAAGCCGACCCAUCUCAGGAAAUCGGAUGCCCAGAUGUGUCAGAGCUUGAUUUCGUCGGCAUUCGCAGCGGUUUCGUCUUUCGAAGCUUCGUACCUUCAGUUGCAAGCUGCGCACGCGCCUUUCGCGGAGGAGAGCGUGAAAGCAGCUGACAGGGCUCUGGUCUCUCACCUCCAGAGAUUGUCUGAUUUGAAGCGUUUCUACAAGGAUUUUCGCAAAAAUUCAGAUUUUGAGCACGAUCUGGCAAUUGGAUCAUACUUGGAAUCACAGGUGCAGGAGAAUCAGAGCAAGCUCAGGGCUUUGGAAACCGUGUCGAACCGAUUGCAAGCGGAGAUCGACGAGAAGGACUUGCAAGUUUGGACUCUGAGGAACAAACUAGGUGAAAUCCAGAAAUCCAAUUCGAAAUUGUCGAAGAAAUUGGUUGCUAAUGCGGUAUCACCCACCGAUAUUCUAUUAUCGGUUAAGGUUUUUGAGUCUUUGCUACACGAUGCCUGUAAAGCUGCUCAGAAGUUCACCAAGAUUUUGAUCGAGCUGAUGGGAAAAGCUGGAUGGGAUUUGGAUUUGGCGGCUAAUUCAGUUCAUCCUGACAUAGUUUAUGCUAAAAAGGGACACAAUCGUUAUGCAUUGUUAUCAUACGCCUGUUUGGUUAUGUUUCGAGGUUUUGAUGCAGAAGGAUUUGGUCUUGAUGAGGUUGAAGUCGUCGAAUGUGAUAGGCUUGCUUCUGAUUCUGGCAAGACUAGUAGUUCACUUAGGGAAUUAAUGCAACAUGUAUCAAGCAAUCCAAUGGAGUUGCUGAAUUCAGACAGAGACGGUUGUGAGUUCUCAAAAUUUUGCGAAAAGAAGUACCAAGAGCUCAUACACCCGAACAUGGAGCUGUCUAUAUUCAGCAAUAUGGAUCAAACUGAAGCGGUGCUGAGCUCUUGGAGGUCUCUGAGCGCAUUCCACGAGUCGUUUGUCAACAUGGCUAGCACGAUAUGGAGCCUUCACAAGUUAGCAUUGUCGUUUGACCCCGUGGUUGAGAUUUUUCAAGUCGAGAGAGGGGUGGAUUUCUCAAUGGUGUACAUGGAGGAUAUCCAAAGGAAACGUGAUAGGAAGUUACUGUCAAGUCCAACUCGGGCGAAAGUAGUAGGCUUCACAGUGGUUCCGGGAUUUAAAAUCGGCCACACGAUUAUUCAGUCUCAGGUUUACUUGAACGGCUCGAAGGGUAUAUAAUAGCUGAGGCCAUGGUUGCUCUUGUGCUGGGGAUCAAACCGGAACAUGGUAUAUCUUAUCCGGGCAUCAAAGAGAUCAACGGACAAGAAAUUUCCUCUGUUUUAAGCACAGAAAGGUUGUUAAAUCCAUAAGCUAUGCAAUGUUUGCAGAAAGUGGGGAUGAAGUAUGUAUAUACCAUCAUCAACGUAUAGGAGGGUGUAAAGUUCUGGAUUUUUUUCUUCUCUUGUUUGUGCUUUGCUCUUGGACUGAGUUCAUCAUAAGGAUUAAGGAAUACAAGAAUCUGAUUAUGUAUUUGUUCAUCUAACUUGUAACAGAUUGAUAAUCCAAUGAAACUUCGUGAAUUUUUGUU